GCCAGUCCUUUAAAACAACUAUCUGUGGGCGUUAAAACUGCAUGUGGUUAUAUGAUAGUCUUUUAUGUAAACCUCCAACAGAACUUUUUUUUUUAGUUCUCCCUAUAUUAUUUAAAUCUAUCAUCUUCUUAUCUUAAUCCCACAAAAAGUCUUUGGUGGAGAAAACAAAUCCAUUAAAAUCUUCAUAUAGAUUUCUUUUAUUAUUUUAUCCAUUAGUACCAAAGUCCCUCUCUCUUUCUCGUUGUCUUCUUAGCAAUAGAAUUAUACUUUAAUUCCUCAAAACUUGCUUGGUCCGUAACUCAAAGCUAGAUGCAGUUUUAAUUUUAUUUUCCUUUUCGAAUAUAACCCCCGUUUUUACUUCCCCUCCAUUUGCAAGCUCAUAGACAACUCUCACUAUAGAGAAUUAAUCUUAUAAGAAAAGGAACACAAAACAAACCAAUGGGUGUGGUAACAGAGUCACAGUUCCAUGUUUUGGCGGUUGAUGAUAGUUUCUUUGAUCGGAAAAUGAUAGAGAGAUUGCUGCAAAAGUCUUCCUGUCAAGUAACUACAGUUGAUUCAGGCUCUAAAGCUCUCGAGUUUCUUGGUUUGAGAGAAAGCAAUCAGAAUGACGACCCAAAUGCUACCUCUACAUCACCUGAAGUUGAAAUAAAUCUUAUAAUUACAGAUUACUGUAUGCCUGGCAUCACUGGUUAUGAUUUGCUCAAGAGAGUUAAGGAAUCAGCUGCAUUUAGAAGGAUUCCCGUUGUAAUAAUGUCAUCUGAGAACAUUCCUGCUAGAAUCUCCAGAUGUCUGGAAGAAGGAGCUGAGGAGUUUUUCUUGAAACCAGUAAAGUUAGCUGAUCUCACCAAGUUGAAAUCUCAUAUGAUGAAAACCAAGUUGAAGAAAGAAAGUGAAAAACCAGCAGAAGAAGUGAAACCGGAGAUAGAAGAAGAAGAAGAAUCGCCAGUGAUUGAAAUCUUGACUCUCCAUCAAGAACUUGAAUCCGAACAACAAGAACCAAUGUUGACUAAUAAUAAGAGGAAAGCAAUGGAAGAAGUGAUAUCUACUGGUCGAUCACGUCCUAAAUACAAUGAUAUCACAACAUCAGUCUGACUGGGUGUGAUCUGAUAAGUUUUUUCUCAAAACUUUGCUUCAGAGUUUUUGUUAGGUUAUUUGUAGGAAUGCUUCUUCUGGUAAUUACAGGGUUGCCAUAAAAAUGAAGAGGGGGGGGGGGAUAUAUAUAGGUAGAUGAUGAUAAAGUACUAUUAUCGAGCACAAGAUGGCGUAUUUUCAGCACGUCUGAAAUGUAUAUCAUCACAAACUAGCAAAUAUAUAAUAACA
Molecule: messenger RNA, 1320 nt
Organism: Brassica oleracea var. oleracea
Lineage: Eukaryota; Viridiplantae; Streptophyta; Magnoliopsida; Brassicales; Brassicaceae
Product: two-component response regulator ARR8-like
Exons: 5
Coding region: 439-1092 (217 amino acids)
Biological process (GO): cytokinin-activated signaling pathway; phosphorelay signal transduction system
Source: RefSeq, a predicted model, not a curated record